Anopheles bellator is the source of this 3179-nucleotide messenger RNA. Its product is annotated as ATP-binding cassette sub-family G member 5. The coding region runs from base 1 to 2655 and encodes 884 amino acids. NCBI's taxonomy places the organism in Eukaryota, Metazoa, Arthropoda, Insecta, Diptera, Culicidae. Gene Ontology annotation, molecular function: ABC-type transporter activity; ATP hydrolysis activity; ATP binding. The transcript is spliced from 7 exons. The record is from RefSeq and is a predicted model, not a curated record. Gene Ontology annotation, cellular component: plasma membrane.
AUGGAACUGCGCAAAAUGAGUACGGCCAAGCAGCAGCAGCUUCAGCAGCACCAUCAGCGCGAAGAUCGCCGAUACUCGAUGCCGCACGGAAUGCACGGAACACUUCCGCCCGGUGCCACCGACGAUCUGCACGCCUGGUCCAUCUACCGACAAAAUUUGAACUCCGACUUUGCGGACUCGGCCCUCGGUUCGUCGGACAAGUCACCCAAACCGUACGGCUCACAGUACCACCGGGACACGGCGAUCCACAACCAUCCGCGGUACGGCCCGAAACAGAACCCGAUCAACUCGAACAUGUACACCUACCUCAAGUUUGGGCUACCGCGAGUCUUCCCACCGAACGGAGGCCAACCGAUGUCGAACGGGCGCCCGAACGGACGCAACUCCUCCAAAGCGAACGGACGCGGCCGCGUGAACCGAGGCUACCGGGACAGCACCGGACCGGGGCCCGGCUCUUCCGGCUACGACAGCAGCGAUAACGAAACAAACCGAGGUCGUGUGCCAGCUAAUCUAAGGAAGUACCGCAGUGAGUCAGACUUUCGCGCGAUCGGCGCCACCAACUCACGGCCGAGCUCUCGAGCCCAAGGUAUUCCGCUGGCCGCGCUCAAGCAAGCCAACAGCAGAGCCAGCAUAGCGGGCACGCACGUCUACAACCCGUACGCGACCAACUUGCGACACCACAAUCUUCGCUCGCAGAGCGAAGCGGAUCUGCUGGCGGAAUGGGACUACGACGAUUCGCCGACGUACGGGGAGACGCGCCUCUACCCGGAGGACAUCUACACCACGCAGAGCCGACGCCACUCGCUGGCCGGUCUGGUGUAUCCCAACAUCCAGGUGCACUGCCUCGAUGUCCUUCCCGGAUUGCGUGGGGUUUCGCUGCAAGCGAAAGCCGGUGAUCUGUUUGCGAUCAUGGCUACGUCACAGCGGGAAGGCACGGCACUGGUCGAAGCACUGGCCGGCGUACGGCAGCGGAUGGGAGGCGAGAUCCUGGUCAAUGGACAGCAGGUUAACCGUCGUAUCCUGCGUCAGCUGUGUGGUUACGUGCCUGCCCUCGAUUCGGCUCCGCUCGAUCCCCGGAUGAGCGUCCAGAGCACGCUGUCGUUUGCGGCCGCACUGCGAGGCCCGUACGAUCGCAGUGACCUGAAGGACCGCAUCGACAUCCUGGUGGAGGAUCUCGGCCUAACGGCGGUCCGGUCGGCGAACGUGUCCCGGUUGACGCACUCGGAAAAGCAAAGACUGAACGUGGCCUGCCAGCUGCUGACGCAGGCGUCGAUACUGCUCCUGGACCAGACCACGAUCAACAUGGACAUCUUCGAUACGUUCUUCCUUGUCGAGUACCUGCGCCAGUGGUGCAGUGCCGGGCGGAUCGUCGUCAUGACCCUCCAGCCGCCAACGUUCGAGAUUCUGUCGAUGUGUUCCGGGGUUCUGCUGCUGUCCGGGGGCCGCACCGUCUACUCGGGCAGCCGGGCCGAUCUGCCACGCCAUAUGGGCCAGCUGGGGUAUCCGUGUCCACCGUUUAAAAAUCCCGCCGACUACUACCUGGACCUGGUGACGCUGGACGACCUCUCGGCGGCCGCCCUGCUCGAGUCGUCCGCGCGCAUCGAAUCGCUCGCCAACUCGUGGGACCACGUCAACGCCGAACCACCGCUGGCAGCACCGGUCGCCAACCUACCAGAGCCGACCCGGGCCGCCGGCUUCUUUAGCCAGAUCAAUGCCCUCGCCAAGAGGUACAUGUCCUACAAGCAGCCCGGAUCACUGCUCACGUGGAUCAGUAGGCUGAUUCUUGCCGCAAUCCUGUCGCUGUUCAUCGGAUGCAUCUUCUGGGACGUACCGGCUACGGAUCCUCAGCUCAAUCUUAACGAUCGUCUUGGCUAUCACCAUUGCAUGAUGAUGGUGGCGUUGUGGCCUCUACUGCUGCUGCAGAUACGCGACGUACAGGAGGAUCGCCGACACGCGGAGAAAGACCUGAAGUUGGGCCUCUACGGUCGCUUUCUGUACAUCGUCAUCCAGGGCACGCUGAGCGUGAUGCCGAGUUUGUGCAUAUGGUUGGCGUACCUGUUGCCCGCCCACAGCAUGGCCGGACUGUACUCCUACACGACCAACAACGACACCGGGAUCUAUUUGUACAUGGGUUACAUGCUGCUCUACCUGAUGGCCAUACAGACGAUAGUGCUGUUCAUUGCACAUCUUGUGCCCUGCGGAAUCACGGCCACGAUAGCCACUACGCUCGUGCAGCUGCUCAUGGCGUCCGCCGGCGGAUAUGCCGUCCACGUGGCCAACACUCCCGAGUACCUGCGAUGGGUGGAGCUGCUCACCCCACAGAAAUGGCUCACCCCGCUGCUGACCGAGAACGAGUACAGUGCGGAAACGCUGGUCAGCAUCACCAGCCAGCAACAGUGUCGAAAUAAACAGGUUCAGUACACGGAGAUCAUCGUGCAGCAGCCGUGUCCACCACCGAACGGCACCUUCGUCCUUGCCGACCACCAGCUACUACCGCGCGAUCACAUCCUGGACCCGGGCGACAUGUACACUUCCACCGUGCUCGGGCUCCUGAUGACCUGCAUCGUGUUCUUCGCCCUCACCAUGUUCGUCUUCCUGGUCAACUGCCAGUCGCUGCUGCGGAAGAAGGACCCCCGAAACGGGAAGCGCGUGUAAGCGUCUGUCAGGAUGAGUGAUGACUUUUAAAAAUUAAUUUCAAACCCGGGACGCGAAGCACCGAAGGAACUAAGUAUCGUGUAGAUCGUGCAGUCAUCUCGACCGUAGCGCGCAUGUAAAAGAGUUAGCUAGUUAAUUUUGUUUUACCGAAUCGAUGCCGCGCCAACCGUUAGCUGGUGGGGUCGAAAUUUCAACAGCCCCGCUCCCCCGUAGGUUACGUUUCGUGUAUCCCUUUGGACAUUGACAUUAUCCGUAUUUUGCGUACACAGCCAAGUAGCGAACAAGUAGUAGUUUUGUUUUAUUCGAUAGUCUACGGCAUUAGGGUGAGAGUAGGGAACUUGUGUAGUGUAGUGUGUGAAGUUUCGUAAGUUUUUAAACUUUAACAGAGAUCGUACGAGAAGCCCGGAUACAGACGCCGGGCAGGCGUCGGGGAUCAAGAUCAAGCGCACUAGGAACAACAGGCAUUUAACGGACGUUCAGCGUUACAGCGACGGAUAUCGACUCAAACGCGCAAGAAAUGCAAG